Messenger RNA from Apis mellifera (honey bee), 2601 nucleotides. RefSeq names its product leucine rich repeat G protein coupled receptor (gene Lgr3). Gene Ontology annotation, molecular function: protein binding; G protein-coupled receptor activity. Gene Ontology annotation, biological process: G protein-coupled receptor signaling pathway. The transcript has 21 exons. The record is from RefSeq and is a predicted model, not a curated record. Bases 25 to 2271 code for a protein of 748 amino acids. Gene Ontology annotation, cellular component: membrane. NCBI's taxonomy places the organism in Eukaryota, Metazoa, Arthropoda, Insecta, Hymenoptera, Apidae.
GGAGGGAGGAGUUCGAGUUUCGAGAUGAGGUACAAAUAUAUCGGUACGAUAGGCGCGUUCCUGAUCGCGACCACGUGCCUUUUGUCGGGGUUGAUGUAUUAUUUCAGCCAAGAUACUUGUCCAAUGGGAACGUUCCUUUGUCAGAACACCACUAUAUGCUUACCCCAGAGAAAUUGGUGCGACCAAGAAAUCCAAUGUCCAUACGGAGAUGACGAGCAAAAUUGCUAUGAUUAUCACGGGGUAUUGGACUGGUUUGGCAGUGACAGAGAUUCCAAAGCUGUGAAGGAGUUCGUUUGUGAUUCCACCGACGUUCCUGUCAGUUGUAAGUACGUGAUGUGCCGUGCAACGUGUCAAGGAUACUCGGAUAUUCCACGAAACUUAUCUUCUCAAACUACUUCCAUAACUUUGUACGAUAGCUCGAUCGAACGUGUCUCGGCGGGUGCAUUCGCACAAUAUUCCGAGAUUCGUAUACUGUAUCUUGAUGGCAGUAAUAUACGUGAGCUAGAGAAAGGAGCUUUCGCCAAUUUAACCAAAUUGUUCUGGCUAGCUUUGGAUAAUAACGAGAUUGGUGAAUUUCUACCUGGACAUUUUACCGGUUUGAUUAAAUUGGAAUCUUUGAAGGCCAAUAAGAAUCGGCUCACUAUGGCGGAUUUCUCAGACUUGAAAGGGAGCGUUUAUUUGAAACUGAUAAAUUUGAACGAAAAUCAAUUGACUUCGAAAGGAUUACGAUUGUCGGAAUUGCCAGAGCUUAGCGAGAUAUUCUUGGAUGAAAAUAAUUUCGAAUCAAUUCCUUUGUUCGAUGGAUGUCCCUCGUUAAAAUCCCUAAGUAUGCAAAGGAACAAGAUAAAGGGGAUCGAGGAGGACACGUUUCAAAAUUUGGAGCAGCUGGUCGAACUUAAUUUGGCGUUCAACGAAAUAACGACCCUCCCGCUCAAUGUAUUCCAACCGUUAAAAAAUCUGACGAGCCUACAAUUAGGUUAUAAUCAUUUACAUAAUUUACCGAUAACCGUUUUGAGCCCGUUGACGAGACUUCGCUCUCUAGACUUGGAGGGUAUAAAUUUGGAUUCGUUGGAGAAAGAUACGUUCAACGUGUUCGAGAUGUUGGACUUCAUAUACUUCAAGAAGUUUCAUUAUUGUGCUACGUACACACCUAACGUAAAACGAUGUCGACCCACCAGCGACGGCGUAUCGUCGUUAUCUCACUUGCUCGAUAAAACUUUGUUACGAGCAGCAGUAUGGAUAAUUUCUGGUGUCACCUGUGUGGGCAAUGUGCUUGUAUUAUGGGGAAGAUUCACGGCCAAAGACGAGAACCGAGUAUUAACCAUCAUUAUUCGGAAUUUAGCAGUCUCCGAUAUGUUGAUGGGAUUGUACCUAUUCAUAGUCGCUCUUACGGACAUAAUAUUCCGCGAUAAUUACUACCAAACUGCCAGCACGUGGAUGUCCUCCUGGUUUUGCACUUUCUUAGGAAUUUUGGCAAUGACGUCUUUAGAGGUUUCUGUAUUGAUCCUGUCGUUCAUGUCUAUGGAACGAUACGUGCUAAUCGCGGCACCACUGAAAGGUCACCGUACCAUGACACCCCAGACAGCAUCUACAUCGGUGAUCAUCAUUUGGAUCAUAGGAAUUACACUCGCUCUCGCGCCAGUGAUCAUCUGGCGAAGCAGCACGAGAUUUUACGGAGUGAACGGAAUGUGCUUCCCUCUGCACAUCGACGAUCCGUUCCUGAUCGGAUGGGAAUAUUCGGCCUUCAUCUUUCUAGGAAUAAAUCUUAUGGGGCUGAUCACGAUCGGUUUCGCUUACUUCGGCAUGUUCCUGAGCAUUUGGAAAACGAGACACGCCUGUUCCUUGUCUGUCGGCGAUUCUGAAUUCGCCCUGCGAUUUUUUCUGAUCGUUUUAACGGAUGCGGCCUGCUGGGCACCGAUCAUCGUUCUGAAGAUUAGAGCUUUGUUGAAGUAUCCCAUUCCAGCCGAUCUUCACGCAUGGGUGGUAAUUUUUAUAUUACCCGUGAAUAGCGCGGUUAACCCGUUGUUGUACACGUUUACCACUCCGAAGUUUCGAGAGAAAUUGCACGAUGAAUGGCUUAGAAAAAUGCAUAAUUGCGUGACGCGAAAAUCCUCCCAAGAUUCGCGGGUAUCCACGACGAUAAACAAGAAGAAUACAACGUUGUGUUUGAACAACGGAAUUAAUAAUAAUUACGACAAUAAUAAAAUUCCAUCGUUGUUUCAAUUUAAUAAGGAGAAAAUUGUGUCUGUGAAAUGCGAUCACGUUCUAUGAACUUGUAUUAUAUUACGAUUCAUAAUUAUUCUUAGAAUUUUACGAGAGAGAAAAAUUGAUAUCAAAAUUAAUCGUAAUGCUUAUUAAGUGAUCGAUUGACAAAUUCCAAUUAAAGCUUGAUGAUAAUAAUAAUUUUAUAAAGAAUUAUACAACUAUUCAUGAAUAUUCAACAAGAAGCUGUUGCAUAUAAAAUAAAACAUGGUUUCUGGAAAAUUAUACGAGAGGAAAAAGAAUUAUUAUUGCUGUGCAUCGACAAGAAAAAGAAAUGAUUUAACAUUGUAUUAAAAAAUGUUCAAGCAAGUAACAAGUUAAUAAACCUAUCCUGAACGA